Molecule: messenger RNA, 3686 nt
Organism: Mya arenaria
Lineage: Eukaryota; Metazoa; Mollusca; Bivalvia; Myida; Myidae
Product: arylsulfatase B-like
Exons: 21
Coding region: 672-2141 (489 amino acids)
Source: RefSeq, a predicted model, not a curated record
CUUUAAUUAUAUUGUCUUUUGCCGUUAUGAUUAUCUGAUUGGCUUAUCGAUUACCUUUAGAACUUUAAAGAAUGCCGACUUAGCUGAAAACUCACGGGGGUAGAUUGGACCAAUCACGUGAUCUGAGUGUAAUAUGGCGAUCCAUGUUUAGCAGAUCCAUGCUAUAAACUUCUAUAUAGACAGAGCCAGAAGUUUUAAUGAAGGGUCUGGUGACUUGCUUUGAAACUGAGCCGAGACAUUUUGCAACCUGAUGAGGAUUUUCCAACAAGUACCCUUAAAACAUUGGUCCAGUUCAAGAGCCUGUAUAGAAAACGGAGGACAAUCUAAGCUGGCUCUCUCUCAUGUUGGAAAUUUAAAAGGUUUACAAGGGUGUGAUGCAGGGUUUGACAUAAGAGGCGGGGCACUGAUGGGGACCCAACUUAAUUAAGAGGGAUCAGAGGAAAAUCAAACAGGCAUUCCGGCUGAUUAGGAUCAGUAUGUGAUACUUUUCAACCAAGAUAUGUCCCUGUAUCAGCAAUAUCCAGGAAAGGGCUUUGUCAAGAUUUCUUAGGAAAAAACAUGCCAACCGACAAGUGGGAGGGUACAGUGGCAUUGAGUCAUCCUUGAACUUGGACAGAUAGUAAAAGGAGCUGCAAAAACAAUAAGGAUAUCCAAGUUUGCAAGUGAGAGCCAUGGGGGUCCCUCCAUGGUGGUUGGCUGCUCUGGAGACAUGUCUGAUGUGUACAGCAGUCACUGUGAUGGGAAUGCCUCCGAACAUUGUCUUCAUUGUUGCUGAUGAUUUGGGCUGGAAUGAUGUAGGCUACCACAAUCCUGACGUGAUCACACCCAACAUUGACAAACUGGCAAAUAUGGGCGUAAAGUUGAACCAGUCUUAUGUACAACCAGUCUGUUCACCGUCACGGCAUGCCUUUAUGACAGGAUACUAUCCCUGGAAAGCUGGUCUACAGCACAUGGUGAUAUGGGACCAGCAAGACGUUUGUUCACCUCUUAAUCUCAAAUUUCUACCUGAAAAACUGAAGGAGGCUGGGUAUGCGACCCAUGCUAUAGGAAAGUGGCAUCUGGGAUUCUGCAGCUGGAACUGUACGCCCAUGUAUCGAGGGUUUGACUCUUUCUACGGCUACUAUAACAGUCGCAGUGACUACUACACACACCAUGAAGCAAAUUUUCUCGACUUCCAUGAUGGCUAUGAGGUGGUGUGGGACAAAAAUGAAUCUUAUUCCGCGCAUUUGUAUGCCGAGCGGGCGGAGAGGAUUAUCUUGGAGCAUGACACCAGCAAACCGCUGUUCAUGUAUCUACCCUACCAGAACACUCACGAACCGCUUCAGGUACCUCCAGAAUAUGAGGCCUUGUAUCCGAAUGUGAAGACCCCUGACAGGAAAACGUUCUGUGGUAUGGCCACUGCCCUAGAUGCCGCAAUAGGUCGUGUGGUGUCUGCUCUCGAGAAGAAAGGUCUCUAUGAGGAUACCAUGUUUUUCUUCACACCAGAUAAUGGAGGCUGGCCAGCCAAGGGAGGUAACAACUGGCCACUAAGGGGAAGCAAAAUCACAAUCUGGGAAGGGGGAACUAGAGUGCCAGCUUUUGUUUCUGGUUCCCGGCUCAAGAAGUCACACUACUCAUUCAAUGGAUUGUUUCAUGCUGUUGACUGGAAUCCAACUAUUGUGUCAGCAGCUGGCUUAAAACCAGAUCCUGGAAUGGAUGGGAUCGACCAAUGGGAAGCUAUCAAUACUGGUGAGGAGGGGCAGAGAACGGAGUUCAUAUACAACCUGGAUGAUGUGGUACCAGCCACUCAGGGGCAUGCUGGGAUCAGGGUUGGUGACUACAAGCUGCUAGAAGGACUGGUGGGCGCGUACAAUGGCUGGUACCCACCUGACCAAGUGUACACAGAGGACAGCAUGCACCAAUGGGAACCACACACAGUGAACCAGUCCUACUACAAACUCUACAACCUUAAAGAUGACCCAAAUGAGUACCACAAUCUAGCUGAUGAUAUGCCGUCCCUUGUGAAGGAGAUGGCGGCACGGAUGAAGGAGUACCAUAGACAAAUGAUUCCCGCGAAAAACCCGCCUGCAAAUCCUGCUGGCAAUCCUAAAUAUUAUGGGAAUGUUUGGUCUCCUGGCUGGUGUAAACAGCCUAUGACAUAGGUCUAAAGUUUGGUGAAUUACUGUACAUGUGCAAUAACAUUCUGUCAGAUUAUGAGCACUAUAAGCAAAAACAAGUUUAUAACUUAAAAAGGGUAUUUUCUUGUGUUUAGUGGUUUGUUUUUGUACACAAGAUUUUCAUAAUGAAACCCUAAACAUUUAUGGAUUUUUAGCACAUUUACUUGAAAUGUGGAUUAUUUAAAGGUCAUUGCCACUUUAUCAAAUAUUGUUCAUAUUAUUUCAUAGCUGGUGAUAUUUAUGCAACUUUUAUGACUGUGUAAACUUUGUUUGGUGAUACAUGUACGAACAAAUGAAAAUCUAGAUGUAAAUAGUUUAGAUGUUUAUGAGCAACAGAAAUUCAGUUGAAUUCAUAGAAUGAAGGGGGGAGGAUUUCAUCAAAUUUUAGAUUCAAAAUUAAAACAUUACUAAAUCAAAGAUGAAAAACUUACUAUACUUAAAAGCAGUCUAGAUAUGUCAUCUUGGCAUUGCAAAUACUUAUCAAUGCAAACAUGCCAGUCUAAAUGAGGGAAAAUAAUUGCACAAAUGUAAAGUGCUCUGUUAUUACCGUUAUGGUACUUUUAAUUGUUAUCAUUAUUUAUUGUUAUAAAUCUGUUUUUAGAUUUAAUAUAGGAUAAUUGUUUGUUUCAGUGUAGGAUUGUGAAAUAUUCUCUUUUGCUGUUCAAAAGGCAAAUUAGUUUUUAUAGAAACAAUUGCCAAAUUGUCUGUGAAUGUAACUUCAUUUUAGAAAUGACAUUUUUGUACGGUAAUUGUGUUUUGUCCCUGCGCAUGCUGACAUUUGAUUUGGAAGUGAGAGUUGGCGAAAAUUUCAAACAGUGGAAAAAUAACAAAUUGAAAGUUUAAAAUAUCAUAUUUAUUUCACUGAUAAAUAUCUAUAAACCAUCAGAAAGAAUAUAAGUAUACUUUGUAUGAUGGGUAUAAAAUGGUUGCUCAUGAUUUGUUCAACUUUGUUAAUUAAGUGAUAUCCAUCCUAUUUACAAUGAUAAUUUUGUUACAUGUGUACAUUAUAUUGUACACAUAAGGAGUCUUAAAGAGUUAACACUCAUUUGUUGAAUACUUAUUUAAUAUUUCAGUAUUGCACAAGGUCUGGUUUUAUGAUUGUUAUUAGAAAAAAAUUCAUAUAGUUCAGAAUAUCAGAAAAAAAGUCAUUUUUUAUAUUUAAUGUUUGAUUUAAAAAAGAGAGAGUAUUAUUAAAUUCUAAUAAUAUCAAAAUUCACUUAAGAAAAUUGAGAAAUGAAGUUAAAACUUUUAAAUUGUUAAAAUUAUUUUGAGAUAUGUUCAUGCGGUGCCAGUACAUAAAGUGUUACAUGUACACUUUAAAAAGUUUUAGUACACAUCCUAUUGUUAAUGACUAAAGUGUUUUGAACUCAUUUGUGUUUCUCUCACUGUGUCUUGAAUAUGAUUUAAGUACACAUUUUAAUUAUUCAUGAAUAGUUAUAAACUUAUGCAGCUUUUCCAUGCGCUGUGUGUUUAUGUAUUAUAUUUUGUUUUAUUAGCUGUAUUUUAAAAUAAACACUUCUAUGAAAAUGA